UAUUCAGCGGAGCGGCGCCCUCAACACACAGCCUCUGAAUGGAGAACAGAACAUUCUGCCUGUAACCGAGUCGCAGUGAAACCCGAGGAAGACGAGACAAACAUCCGAGGAAGAACACUUCACAGAAAAACCUCGCUUUGAUAGGCAAGAUUUGUUUCCCAGUUUUCCUGUAAAAACUCGUCGUUUUUUCGGGACAACCGACUGAAGCCGUGACCGUCUUCAUCGGCUCGAUCAGCCCUGUUCAUCUAUCAAUGUUGUAGCGAUACCAGCCUCUUCCCCCGGGCUCAUUCAGCGACUCCCCGGUUGCUGAGCACUCGACAGAAACACGGCUUGUGCACCGAGGUAGCAGAGGAGGAGGAAACACCCCCGGCAGCUCUCACAGGACAUGGACGCGACCAAAGCUGGAGGCGUAAUAGCCUACAUCAGCUCGUCCAGCCCGGAGUCCUGCAUCAGCGACUCCUCCGGCAGCUACCAGUCGUCCUCCCCACCACCUGGCACCUCACCAGGCUGCCGCCAGCUCGGUCAGCCGGCUGACCCCACACUCCCUGCCGGUGGCCAAAACAAUCCAGCUCCAAAGACUGGACGCUCCUCCUCUGUAAAAUGUGGGAUCACAAAAAUCAAUGGCCUGGUGCUGCUGUGUAAGGUCUGCGGUGAUGUGGCGUCUGGUUUCCACUACGGCGUCCAUGCCUGUGAGGGCUGCAAGGGCUUCUUCAGGAGGAGCAUCCAGCAGAACAUCCAAUACAAGAAGUGCCUUAAGAACGACAGCUGCCCCAUCAUGAGGAUCAACAGGAACCGCUGCCAGCAGUGCCGCUUUAAGAAAUGCCUGAUGGUGGGGAUGUCCAGAGACUCCGUGCGCUUUGGCCGAAUCCCGAAGCGGGAGAAACAGCGCAUGCUGCUGGAGAUGCAAAGUGCCAUGAACAACAUGAUGAACAACAGUCAGCUGCAAAACCAGUUGCACAGCAGCCAGACGCUACCUAUCGCCAAGCCGCUGCCGGCCAGUGCCACAGAACCUACCUCAGAGCACACCGGCCCCGGCCCGGCCCCCUCCCGCUCUCAAUCCUCCUUGCUUUGCUCUAGCCCUUCAGACUCCAGCUCAGACCCCCAGCCCACCGUGGCUAUGGACAUCAGCCCCAGCUCAGCCUCAAUAAGUGCGCCUGACAGCGGGGAGGAGGAGGUGAUUGGAACAUUGACCAGGGCCCACCAGGAGACCUUCAUGUACAACCAGGAGCAGAGUAACCUAAUGGCCGAGGCCCCGGCCACCACCGGCCCCCUGGAUAGCGGCUCUGAUCAAAACGCAGCUAACUGCUGGAAGGAAGAGCAGCAGGAGGCCUGGAACCACCACCACAAUAUGGCCACCAUGGCAGCACAGGACCCCUCCUCCAGCUUGGGCCCCAAGGGUCCAGAGGACAACAGCACCAACCAAUGUCCCUUCAGACUGUCCAGAAGCAGCUCCAGCCACUGUCCAGCCUACGCACACGGAGCCUUCAGAGCUCCAGUUGCAGAGGACCCAUCCAACGGCGGCCCCAGUGGGCUUCAGUGGAGAGAAGGCCGACGGAUGCAUCUGGUUUGUCCGAUGAACACUUCUCCUCACGUGGACCCACAGAAAUCUGGCCACGAGGUGUGGGAGGAGUUCGCCCACAGCUUCACCCCCGCCGUCAGGGAGGUGGUGGAGUUUGGCAAGAAGAUCCCAGGCUUCAGAGAUCUGUCCCAGCAUGACCAGGUCAGCCUGCUGAAGGCUGGCACGUUUGAGGUGCUCGUGGUCCGUUUCGCUUGUCUCUUUGACGUGAAGGACCGAACCGUAACCUUUCUGGGUGGGACGAAGUACAGCGUGGACACUCUGAGGGCCAUGGGCUCCAGCGACCUCCUCAACUCCAUGUUUGACUUCAGUGAGAAGCUCAGCAACCUGGGCCUCAGUGAGGAGGAGAUGAGCCUCUUCACUGCCGUGGUCCUGGUCUCUGCAGAUCGCUCAGGCAUCGAGAACGUGAACUCUGUGGAGAUGCUGCAGGAGACGCUGAUCCGUGCACUGCGGAGCCUCAUCACCAAGAACCACCCCAACGAGUCGGCCAUCUUCACCAAGCUGCUGCUCAAACUGCCCGACCUGCGCUCGCUCAACAAUAUGCACUCAGAGCAGCUGCUGGCCUUCAAGGUCCAUUCCUGAGGUUUGCUUGAAUACUUGAUCCCCACACCCCUCCCUCUGCCCCCCCCCCCCCCCCCACGGGCGGAAUGUGAGCAACCUGAACUAUAGCCCAAACAUGACAUUUAAAGGGGGAGGAGGACCAUGACAUGUUAUUGUACUGUACUGUAGGGCGUAACUGCCUGUGUGAUGGUAAUGCAUACAUACAGGAACACUGCUUGAUGUACAUGUUUCCUGUGUUUGUGUGUAGCAUACUGUGCGUUUGCGACCGUGCAAACGUUAGAAGCACUUUUGUGUAUAGUGUAGGCUGGUAUUUUUUGCAUUCAUAGUGCAAUAUGUGACUGCUUUUUGAUUUGAGCUGUAUAGUGAGAAGUCGAGAAGCUUGUGUACAUGUGUUCAGUGAAACACAUGAAUUUGAAAAGGUGCUGUGCUGAUGUGAUCAGUGGAAAAUGUAAACCUAAAAAAAAAACAAAAAACUGUCGAGGGGGUAUCCUCUUAAUAAACCACGAAGCAGACGACAAUUAGAGGAAUGUGGACGUGAAGCUGCGUAAAUGUCUCAGCUUCACACUUUGGUCCUAUGAGAAAUCAGAGAACGUUUCAUUUGAUUGAGAUAAACAGAAGAAGGCGAUGUCUCAUUUGAAGCUUUCUCUCAUGCAGUUGUGUUUGUUCUAUGCUGUGUUUGUGUCAGUUACAGGAUAUUUUUCUAAAUUAUUUGGGAAUUUUGACAAAUCAAAUGUAUCAGUGCCGCUCUGUUGCUUGGUGACACAGGAUUUCUAUUCACAGAUCAGUGGAAACUCUGAACCAUUGAAAUCAAAUUUUGGACUUAAAGUAUUUUUCUAAAACAAAACAAAAAAACAUAUUUCUGAGAUUCCAGUGUCUGCUGUCCUCCUAUUCCUGGGUCAUGUUGAGUUUCCUGGUCAAGCACCUAAUGCUGCUGACACUCCCUGUCACCAGCAACUUCCACUUGCUUGAAUGAACUUAAUUACUUUUGCAUUUAACAAAACUGUACAGGCUUUAGUUGAGCAUUGUGAAACUUAAUAGGUAGGACUGUUCUACAUAAAAAAAAAAAAAAAUGACUGUAAUAUCACUGAAGUGAUUGUAGCUUAAGAUAUAAGCUGAGUCGAGGUGAUAUCUGAGUUGCUGGUGUGAAGACUUUUUGUGAUGCCAUCUUUUCGUUCCAGUGUAAUUUUCAGAAUGUCUGGUGUUGGAUAUCCAGAGCUUCGGUCUUUGUGUUAACAUUGCUAAAAUGUGUCUCUGUUCUCCUCUGUGAAAGGAUUGCAGUAUGCAUAGAUUUCUAUAUAAAUAUAUAUACAUAUACUAUCAUACAUAACUGUAUAGAUGAAUAUAUCUAUAUGAAUAAAUUUUCUAAAUGCA
Limanda limanda (common dab) is the source of this 3508-nucleotide messenger RNA. RefSeq names its product nuclear receptor subfamily 1, group D, member 2b (gene nr1d2b). The coding region runs from base 386 to 2158 and encodes 590 amino acids. The record is from RefSeq and is a predicted model, not a curated record. Gene Ontology annotation, molecular function: RNA polymerase II cis-regulatory region sequence-specific DNA binding; zinc ion binding; nuclear receptor activity. The transcript has 8 exons. Gene Ontology annotation, biological process: hormone-mediated signaling pathway; negative regulation of transcription by RNA polymerase II; cell differentiation. NCBI's taxonomy places the organism in Eukaryota, Metazoa, Chordata, Actinopteri, Pleuronectiformes, Pleuronectidae.